This is a messenger RNA of Suhomyces tanzawaensis NRRL Y-17324, 1656 nucleotides long. RefSeq lists its product as uncharacterized. The transcript has a single exon. The coding region runs from base 1 to 1656 and encodes 551 amino acids. The record is from RefSeq and is a predicted model, not a curated record. Lineage: Eukaryota; Fungi; Ascomycota; Pichiomycetes; Serinales; Debaryomycetaceae.
AUGUAUCUUCCGUACCCUCCGUACUCCAACAACGGAAAUGGCCAGGCAAACUCGAACUACGGGGCUCAACAGAACGCAAACCCGUCCACGGUACCUGCGCAGCCACCUCAGCAACCUCUGCCCCAGCAGCAGCAUCCUGGCCUACACCAGCAGCAGGGCGUGAAGCAGACUCUACAGAACCAGCAGAACCUCCAGCAACAGAACAUCCAGCACCUCCAAACACAGUCGCAUAUGCUCCAGACACAUCAGCAAUACCAGCAGCUCCAGCAGCUCCAGCUUCAACUCCAACAUCCUCAGCAGGCACAGAAUUCCUCAAACUCCAAUAAUAUGAUUGGGGUCAGAAACAAGAACAUCCCCCAGCAUCUCCAAUCUAGUGGUUUCUACUCAAGAUCACCACAUAGUCCUGUGCCACCCAUAUCAUCGGUGGGCCAAUCCUCACAUCCCGGACUUCACCGUCAAGUGAUUCACUCUACGAUGAAUGUUUCAUCACCUAUGGCUAUACCUCCCCAUACCAACUCUGGACCCCCACCAAUGCACCAUAUUAAUGCUGCCCAACAAUCACAGCAAGCACAACAAACCAACCAACAAUAUCAGCAGCAGUUCCACCGACAGCAAAUGAUGAAUCAAUUCCAACAAUCCCCUCCACAACAACACCAAAACCUCCAUAUAUCACACCAAUCACAACAACCAUCGCCAAAGCUACAGGAACUGGUCCUUGAUCAACAGCAUUUGCAAUUACAGCUUCAGCAACAACAACUUCAGCAACAGCAGCUUCAGCAACAGCAACUCCAACAACAGCAGCUCCAGCAACAGCAGCUCCAACAGCAACAGCUUCAACAGCUGCAGUUUCAGCAACAGGCUUUCCAGCUGGUACUGUCCCAAGCCCAAGUCCAGGCGCAACAAGCCCAAGCCCAAGCCCAAGCCCAAGCCCAAGCCCAAGGACAAGGACAAUUACAGAUUCAGCAAGCCCAGCAAUCUAACAAUCAAAGCAUCAACCAAAGCAUCAACCAAAUGCAGGUACCACUUCAGCCCCAAGGUCAGUUGCAUGGGCAACCCCACUCAAUGCUCGCACACAACCAAGUACAAACAAACCCAUAUCAAGCUCAAAACCAAUCCCAUCUUCUUCAAUCGACACAAAAUACACAGACCAAACCAAACCAACGAAGUCAGAUCAAAAAGUUGGCGGAAGUUGUCCCUGGGGAAUCUCAAAAAAUACAUAUUCACAACGACUCGCACGUUAUUAUUUCCCAAGCACCAGUCGAUGGACAGCCUUUAGAGAAGAAGAAGAGAGGAAGGCCUAAGAAGUUAAUAUUGGACCCUACCACCAACGAAUACAUUGACUCGUCUCAUCCUAAUUUCAAGCAGCUAAACAAAGUCUUGAAAGAGUCAAUAACACCCCCGAACAUUUUGCAUGGUAGUGUGUUCAAUUCGGCUCACCCGAAUGCCGCGGGAUCUCUCACCGAUAGUUUGACCAAGUUAUAUGAACAGCCAACUUAUUUGAGGACACUUGAGGAUGAAGCAGUCAAAGAACUACUCCAGAAAAAGGAUAAGAGGGGGCGUCCAAGGAAGUUUCCAGUUGAACAAACUGGAAUUACAAUCAAGGGUAUUAGAGUAAAUGGAAACUUGAAGAACAGAGUACAGAAGAAACCUACCUAA